UCGCAUAAACUUGCCCAGGUUGCGCCAAAGUAAUACUAGUCGAGGAACUAUCGAGAUACCACCCCUUCAUCUAAGAAGCCGAAGCGACGACCUUGAAGUCUUUGGUACCUGGGAGAUCGUCGACCAUGGAGGUCCCGGCGGAUCACUCUGCGCCGAAGAGCGAAGUCUCAGCUGCUGCCGGUUCUAGAGGUCAAUCAAUGGACUAUGCGCCAUACCCUAAGAUUGAUCCCGCCGACAUUGAUCCCCCUCCCCCGCCGCCGCUGGGGACGCAGAACGACACUGGCCACAUGGCCACAUCCAUGCCGGUGGAAAGAAAUCCCUACGUCACGCCCUCAUCGGUUCCCUCGUCCUCCAAGAACACCAUAGAGUCGGUAAAGGAUGUGCUGGGGAAGUGGGGGAAGAAGUUGGGCGAUACAGCGAAGAAGACAGAGGAUCUUGCUGGAAACGUCUGGCAGCACUUGAAAACGGGACCUAGUUUUGCUGAUGCUGCUAUGGGAAGGAUAGCUCAGGGGACCAAAAUAAUUGCUGAAGGUGGUUACGAGAAGAUAUUUCGACAAACUUUUGAUGUAUUUCCUGAAGAACAGUUGAAAAGGGCAUAUGCUUGUUUCUUGUCAACUUCAGCUGGCCCUAUUAUGGGAACAUUGUAUCUUUCUACUGCUAAGAUAGCAUUUUGCAGCGAUAACCCCCUUUCUUACACUGUUGGUGACAAAACUGAAUGGAGCUACUACAAGGUGGUUAUUCCUCUGCGCCAACUGAGAUCAGUCAAUCCUUCAACUAGCAGUAUAAAUCCAUCAGAAAAGUAUAUCCAGAUUGUAUCAGUCGAUAACCAUGAGUUCUGGUUCAUGGGAUUUUUGUACUACGAUAAUGCUGUGAAGCACUUGCAGGAAGCUCUGAACAUUCCUGACAGUUUUCAGCCUUAGUUGGAGAAAUCACUUGUAUGUUUAAUGGGGACAAAUUAUGAUAAAUUUUUUCAUUGUAAGGUGUUUGAAAGGUUAAUCAUGUUCUGUAUGCAUUGCAUUUGUUUGAUUAUAAAUGUAUGAUUGGGGUCUCGUCACGUGUUGAUAGUGGAGUUUUAGAUGUUUUCCUCCAUGACGAGAAGAUCAUGUAUUUAUGGACGUUAAAAUUUCUUUUAUUAACUGGUUUGGUUGUAACUCUUGUUAUAUUUUAUGCAUAUAAAUCGCUUGUGUGA
Molecule: messenger RNA, 1189 nt
Organism: Phalaenopsis equestris
Lineage: Eukaryota; Viridiplantae; Streptophyta; Magnoliopsida; Asparagales; Orchidaceae
Product: GEM-like protein 1
Exons: 4
Coding region: 126-920 (264 amino acids)
Source: RefSeq, a predicted model, not a curated record